UCACUCUUCUAAUUUCUUAUUCUCUUUAGAUGGAGCAACUUGGAAAAGAAGAACACGUUUCCAUGACAAUAGAGAAGCAAGAAAUGUUACUCUCUUCUGAUUCCGAAGCUGAGUCUUCUAGUCCACCACUUGACAAUGACUUCAGGUCGUUCAAGAGAAAUGGGAUGAUCAAACUAGAGGAAUGUGACAAAGAGCAUGAUUUCAUUAAGGCAGGAUUUCUUAGUGGAAUGGGGCAAUUUGCAAAGGAAGUUGAAGUUGUGUCUUUACACAAGAAUUCAUGUUCGACUAUAUUAGGGCAAGCAAGAUUGGAAGGUUUUCGCAUUUACUCUGAAUCAAUGCGCAAGAAAUGCGGUGGAAAUGCCAAUAUCAAAUAUGCUUGGUUUGGUUCUUCCAAAGAUGAAAUUUGUAAUAUUAUAUCUCAUGGAUUUUCUACAACGACGGAACCAAAAUCAGGAGACUGUUAUGGUAUUGGCAUUCAUCUUUAUCCAGCAAAUAUCGACGGUGUAUUAUCUGCCGUGGAAGAUGAGAAUGGAUUAAGGCAUAUGUUACUUUGCCGAGUAAUCUUAGGAAACACGGAAGUGAUUGAGGCUGGAUCCACACAAUUUCUGCCAACUUGUGAAUAUUUUGACUCUGGGGUUGAUAAUUUAUUGGCUCCUAAAAGAUACAUAAUUUGGGGUUCCUACAUGAAUUCUCAUAUUUUACCAAACUUUCUAGUAAGUUUCAAGGUUCCUAAUUUCUUAUUAGGUAAUUCUUCAAAAAUCAAGAAGGUUCCGUCGAAGCCCACUUCUCGUAUAAAGUUUCAUGACUUAUUUCGUGUGCUUUCCAAGUUUUUACAUCCUUCAAGAACGGUUUUGAUCUCAAAAUACUAUGAAGACUUUCAGAGAAAUAAGAUCUCAAAAUUGGUACUGGUUCGCAAGCUAAGGCAAAUAGCUGGAGACACGUCAUUAAGAGCUGUUAUGAAAUUGUAUCCAAAUACUAUUAAGAGCUUGUUGCUUCCCCACAAAGGAAUGUGAUGGAUCAGCUAGUUCCAUGUUGUCGGCGUUUCAAGUGUGAAAACAUUCUUUCAUGAUAUUGAAUGACAAGUCUUUUACUUGUAAAUUGUAUAGAUAUUUGAUAUUCCCUUGCCAUAAAUUACAAUACAUAUUACUAUUUGAAAAUUGUUUAUUGGAUGAAUCCAUUUCUUUUCUAC
Lycium ferocissimum is the source of this 1189-nucleotide messenger RNA. RefSeq names its product probable inactive poly [ADP-ribose] polymerase SRO2. The transcript has 6 exons. The record is from RefSeq and is a predicted model, not a curated record. Gene Ontology annotation, molecular function: NAD+ poly-ADP-ribosyltransferase activity. The coding region runs from base 30 to 1013 and encodes 327 amino acids. NCBI's taxonomy places the organism in Eukaryota, Viridiplantae, Streptophyta, Magnoliopsida, Solanales, Solanaceae.